Messenger RNA from Closterium sp. Naga37s-1, 1596 nucleotides. The record is from the annotation of a GenBank genome assembly. Lineage: Eukaryota; Viridiplantae; Streptophyta; Zygnematophyceae; Desmidiales; Closteriaceae.
AUGUUUCCGCACAAGCCCCGGCAGCCGCACUUGAGGUCGCGAACGACUGCAGAAACGGGAGCUCCCAACACCAUCCCGCCUCCUCGUUUCCCCUUCUCGCCACCCCAAUUCGCGUUCCCGCCUCCCCGUUUCCCCUUUCCGCUCCCCAUUACCCCUUCCCGCCUCCCCGUUUCCCCUUCCCACUCCCCAUUACCCCUUUCCGCCUCUCCGUUUCCCCUUCCCGCCCCCCCAUUACCCCUUCCCGCCUCCCCGUUUCCCCUUUCCGCUCCCCAUUACCCCUUCCUGCUCCCCAUUACCCCUUCCCGCCUCCCCGUUUCCCCUUCCCGCCUCCCCAAUUCCCCUUCCCGCCUCCCCCUUUCCCCUUCCCGUUCUGCAUUUCCCCUUCUCGCCUCCCCGUUUCCCCGUCCCGCUCCCCGUUUCCCCUUCCCGCCUUCCCGUUUCCCCGUCCCGCUCCCCGUUUCCUCUUCCCGCCUCCCCGUUUCCCCUUCCUGCUCCCCAUUUCCCCUUCCCGCCACCCCGUUUCCCCUUCCCGCCUCCCCAAUUCCCGUUCCCGCCUCCCCAUUUCCCCUUCCCGCCUCCCCGUUUCCCCUUUCCGCUCCCCAUUACCCCUUCCCGCUUCCCCGUUUUAACUUCCCGCUCCCCAUUACCCCUUCCCGCCUCCCCGUUUCCCCUUCCCGCCUCCCCAAUUCCCCUUCCCGCCUCCCCGUUUCCCCUUCCCGUUCCGCAUUUCCCCUUCCCGCUGUUGGAGUGGUUCCCAACACCCGCCUCCCCGUUUCCCCGUCCCGCUCCCCGUUUCCCCUUCCCGCCUUCCCGUUUCCCCGUCCCGCUCCCCGUUUCCUCUUCCCGCCACCCCGUUUCCCCUUCCCGCCUCCCCAAUUCCCGUUCCCGCCUCCCCAUUUCCCCUUCCCGCCUCCUGUUUCCCCUUCCAGCUCCCCAUUUCCCCUUCCUGCUGCCUCAUUUCCCCUUCCCGCCUCCCCAUUACCCAUUCCCACGUCCCUGCUUCCCCUUCCCGCUCCCCAUUACCCCUUCCCGCCUCCCCGUUUCCCCAUCCCGCUCCCCAUCUCCCCUUCCCGCCUCCCCAUCACUCGUUUCUUUGAACCAUUUUCGUCCUUCCACCUCCUAUGCAUCUCCUUUCCCUACCUAUGCAUCGCCUAUCCCUACCUAUUCAUCUCUCUUCCUUGCCUUCGCAUCACCCCUCCAUGCCCUCGCAACCAUCUCUCCCGCAUCCCCUACUUGCCUUCGCCUACCCUUCCUUCCCCUGCCAUAACCUUUCAUCCCCCGCCAUACCCUUCCAUCUCCUGCGAUACUCUCCCAUCCCAUCCCCUUCAAACCCCUCUCAUCCCAUCCCCUUCAAACCCCUCUCAUCCCAUCCCCUUCAAACCCCUCUCAUCCCAUCCCCUUCAAACCCCUCUCAUCCCAUCCCCUUCAAACCCCUCUCAUCCCAUCCCCUUCAAACCCCUCUCAUCCCAUCCCCUUCAAACCCCUCUCAUCCCAUCCCCUUCAAACCCCUCUCAUCCCAUCCCCUUCAAACCCCUCUCAUCCCAUCCCCUUCCAGCCCCUUCGAUCCUCUUUCAGUCCCUCCCACCCCGGCAAUAA